Pezoporus flaviventris is the source of this 2187-nucleotide messenger RNA. RefSeq names its product chemerin chemokine-like receptor 2 (gene CMKLR2). NCBI's taxonomy places the organism in Eukaryota, Metazoa, Chordata, Aves, Psittaciformes, Psittacidae. The transcript is spliced from 2 exons. Gene Ontology annotation, biological process: phospholipase C-activating G protein-coupled receptor signaling pathway; positive regulation of cytosolic calcium ion concentration; inflammatory response. Gene Ontology annotation, cellular component: plasma membrane. The record is from RefSeq and is a predicted model, not a curated record. Gene Ontology annotation, molecular function: complement receptor activity; G protein-coupled receptor activity. The coding region runs from base 937 to 1989 and encodes 350 amino acids.
CUUGGAAUUGACUAGAUUCAAUCAGUGCUGAACGUUUUACACAUUUUGCAUUAAUGACAGAGGAGUACUACUGUUGGGUUAUUUCUUCUCCUAGAAGAUCUGAUUUUCAGUGAGGGUGGACUGACAGGUGCUCAACUGAUUUACAAUGGUAUGAUGAGUGUGGUACCGUCAGAGUUGGGUGAAGCUAUUGUAUGUAGACACUAGUGGAAUAAUAUUCCCCUUUUACUGACUGAGAAACUAAGUGACAUUGAGAUCAUGAGGCCUGGCCACAAAAACUCAGCAGGCUCUUUAUGGAUCUGGGAAUCAAGCUAUGAUGUCUUCUAAAACCCAGUUAAAAUUUCUGACCAGUGUUGCAGUGACAGACAGAGGCACUAAGUAGUGAUGUUUUGAGGAGCUCACUUCUGUCUUAGGCACAAGAUUAAUCUACUAAUUGUGAAUACAGAAUGAAUUUAUCUCACUGUAGAGUUAUAAAAUUAUGCUUUCAGUGUGACUUUUUAAGAAUCUUUCUGCUCAUUCAACAUCAUGUUCUAUAAACCAGAGUGCUUACAAAGGGAUUCUGUUCAACCUCAUCUCUGUAUAACAAAAAGCAGCCUACAACUGUAAGGUCUCUUUCUAUUCAUCAUUCACCACAUCUGUUGCUUGCUUGGACACUGACCAAAAUGAUUCAUGAACUUAUUUUGGUGAAAUACUGGGGUUAUACAGAAAGCCAGUAUUUCAAAACGGAGGAACCAACUUCCUCAGCUGAAGACAAACACAGAGUAUCGUUCUGCAGCUUUAUUAGGAGGAAGGCAGUAGCCAAGUGAAGCGGCUGGGAUCACGCUGAAGUCACUCUGAACUCUGCAGAUCACUUCAUUCUUCCUUCUGCUACAGAGCUCACAUCUGUGAUUUACAGUGUGUUUCGUUCCAAAGAACUAAACAAGAAAGCAACUCUGCAACAUGACAUUUGAAGAUUUUGAGAACUACUCGUACUUCUAUGACCUGUCUGAGGAAGAUGAAUCACCCCAGUCCUCCCUCAGCAUUGCCCACAUAAUUUCCCUUUCCUUGUACAGUGUGGCAUUUCUGCUGGGAGUGCCAGGUAAUGCCAUCGUCAUCUGGUUUAUGGGCUUUAAGUGGGAUAAAACUGUCUCUACACUCUGGUUCCUCAAUCUGGCCAUUGCAGAUUUCAUUUUUGUUCUCUUCUUGCCCCUCUAUAUUACGUAUGUGGCAAUGGGCUUCCACUGGCCUUUUGGGAAGUGGCUCUGCAAAAUGAACUCAUUCAUUGCACUACUUAAUAUGUUUGCUAGUGUUUUCUUCCUGACAUUCAUCAGCCUUGACCGCUACAUCCGCCUUGUCCAUCCAGUCUUUUCCUACAAGUAUCGGACUGUACGGAACACUCUCAUUCUUAGUGGGAUCAUUUGGAUGUCAGCUGCAAUUAUUGGUGGUCCUGCCUUAUACUUUAGAGACACGGUUACAGUCCUCAACAAUGUCACCAUUUGCUACAACAACUUCCAUGUGCAUAACAGAGAACUUAUUUUGCUGACGCAUCACAUUCUCAUUUGGGUGAGGCUUGCAUUUGGUUACCUCUUUCCUCUAGUGACCAUGGUCAUUUGCUACUCAUUGCUGAUUGUCAAAGUGAAGAGGAGAACUGUAUUGACUUCCAGCAGGCUUUUCUGGACCAUCAUUGCUGUAGUUGUAGCUUUUUUUGUUUGCUGGACACCAUAUCACAUAUUCAGCAUCGUGGAGCUGUCAGCUCACCAUGAUGAAAACUUGCAUGACUUACUGCAGGAUGGCAUUCCCCUCUCCACCAGCCUUGGCUUCAUCAACAGUUGCCUCAAUCCAAUCCUUUAUGUUCUGAUUAGCAAAAAGUUCCAGGCUGAGGUCAAGACUACGGUCUCUGAGGUGCUGAAGUUGGCACUGUGGGAGGUGAGCCGCUCUGGAACUGUCAGUGAGCCGCUGUGGAGCUCGGACAACACCCAUGCGCCUGUGCACUAUUGUGAAACUGCCCAGUGACUGCUCCUGUCACCGUCCCUCUCCAAAACAGCCGUCAGGAGAUUUGGAGGUGUUCUUGACUUUGCAUCUGUCGGUCAGAUGUGCAUCUUUGCAUCUACAGUUGUAUGUAAACACCUGGCUUCAUUGCACUCGCUGCUGUCCUUGAAAAAGUUAGAAAGGAUGCAUCGUUUGGGUGUGGUGAGCUUGCAGUGCACACAC